GCAGGGUGCACAUCUUCCCCCCUUUUUGCACACACACAUGGACACACACGCGAAUACAAAGAGCUGUACGACCUUCCACCCGGUGCCUUGUCUUGCGAGGGGGUGGGCCCCCUCCUGUUGCUCUCCAAUCCAGACCGGGGCCAUCUUGCCUUCUCCCGACUGCUCUCCCAAGUCACGGGGCUCCCAUGUCGUUCAGCGCCACCAUCUUGUUCUCGCCCCCCCACGCUAAAGAGGCCAAAUGCUGCUGUUGCGCCUGCAAGCAGGAGCCGGGGGCUCCCACCCCUGCCCCACCGCCGCCUUCCCCUCCCUGCACCCCCAUCACCAUUACGGGGACCGGCUUGACGGUCCAGUCCUCGGAACAGCUUCUGCACGUCAUCUACCAGCGGGUGGAAAAGGCCGUCGGCUUGGCCGAGGUGGCGCUGAACUUGGCGAAGGCCAACACCGACGCCCUGAGACGUCGGGAGGAAGACGUGGCGGCCCUGCGCCGGGGGCCGCCCGUUGCCUUCAAAGCCAGCCCCCUGCGCGUGCCCGAGGAGCCGCAAGAGGACCCCGAAGAUGAGGAGGAACGAGAGGCUGAAAGCUUUGGGAACGGCGUCCAGGUGGUCAUCGAAGAAUUGCGGCAGCUGGGAGCAGCGUCGGCAGCAGUGGGGCGGCCCGAGCCCUUGGCCUUCUCGCCCGUGCCAGCCCUUGGCGGAGUAGCCGAGGAAUGCCCUCCAGGAGAUGCCCCAAUGCAACAGGUCUACGUUCCUCCCUCUUCUCCUACCCCGCCGAUGCCUCAUCAGCCCCCUCUACAACCUCUGGAUGAGCCCCUCUCCUGUCCAGAGGUCUCUCCUAUCAGCACGACCCAUGAAGAUGCCACGAACGGGGAACCCCAUUUCUCCUUAGGCUUUGCCAGCCUCCCUUGCAGAAGCCGAAACCUUGGGCAGAAGAACGCCAGGCGUAAGAGGGACCUGGUGUUAUCAAAACUGGUCCAUAAUGUUCACAACCAGAUCACCAAUGAAAAGCGGUUUGAUGGCGCGGAAAGCAUUAAGUCUUCAUGGAAUAUUUCUGUAGUGAAAUUUUUGCUGGAAAAAUUGAAGCAUGAAUUGGUCUCAAAUCAUCAUAACUAUACUGAUAAGGAACUAAAAGGGGCCUGUGUGGCCUACUUUCUGACGAAGCGACGCGAGUAUCGAAAUUCUCUCAAUCCUUUCAAAGGGCUUAAGGAGAAAGAGGAGAAGAAACUGCGUAGUAGGCGCUAUCGGCUUUUUGCAAACCGCUCAGGGGUGGCACGGCUGCUCGGCUCGGAAGAGCAGCAUCUGUGGCAAGGGGUAACCGAAGAGCUCAUGUCAGAUGAGGAAGACAGUGUCAGCGAGCCCGGCGUGUGGGUGGCGCGACCCCCCCGGUUCCGAGCUACGCCUCUCUCUCAGCUCUGCUACCGGCUGGAUGCCAACUCGAAACAUGGCACGAAAGCCAACCGCGUGUAUGGGCCACCCUCCGACCGCCUGCCCUCGGCAGAAGCCCAGCUUCUGCCCCCGCAUCUCUACAACCCCCACUUCCAAGGGGAAGACCCCAGAGCUGGCACCCCUUCCCACCUGCCCAGCCACAAAGGCUUCUGCCCUGACCUCAGCUCUUUCGUGGAGAUCAAAGUGGAAAAGGAUGAGUGACCGAGGACCCCCUUGACUCGUGGCAAGAGGACCAGCAGAAGGAGAGGAGCUCAUGUGAAAGGCGUUCUUUGCUAUCUAUUUGGGGCGAGGAGGAAAGCCAACCGCGGGCCAGAAUUGAAACAGUUUUUCUUAGGAGCCUGCUUCUCUUUAUUCCCUGGUAGGGCAGUGAAGAAGAGGUGGAUGAAUCUAAAAAAGAGAACCUUCAGUGUUAGAAUGGCAGUUCUAGAGCAGAGAAGGAGGACUGUGUAACCUUUUAGGGGGAAGGAUUGCAAAGAGAUUUCUCUCCCUUCAGACUUAAAUUUAAGUCCAAUGGGAAGCAAAGUAGAGAGUCUCCAAAAAGCCACGUUUGCAUCACGAACGGGGUUGGGUGAGAAAUUUGGGUGGAUGAACUCUUCCCGCCUUGGAGCAUUCUUGCGUUUCAGGCACCAAGGCUGCUGGGGAGUCUGUGAGCAUUGGAGGGCCAUCGUCAGUGAUAGUUGUGCUUUUAAAAGAGCAACCGCAAUUCGGGGGGGGGGGGAUGUACUUUUUCAAACUGAAGCAUCCUGCAGGUAUAAACGAUAUAGAUGGACUCUUCUCAGGAUGUGAAGUAAAGGCUGGGUCUUGAUGGUGGGGUAAAGUCUGCAGGGUGGGGUCAGAAAGAGCCAAGAAGGUGGGGUCAAAAAAACUGUGAAACCCACCUUGACUCUUUUGACCACAUCCUGCAGAUAGCCCUGGUGGGAUAUGUGUUGAACAAAAGCCUGCUAUUGCUGUCAACAGGGUUCCUGCCUGUCAAAAGAUGCUUAGGUUAUUCAUGAAGAUUUUUCAUUGAAAUCAAAAUUUUGGACUUUGGGACUCUUCCUAUGUUGGUGUGAUACCUUAAGCUCCAGCGUCUAGUUCAG
Python bivittatus (Burmese python) is the source of this 2521-nucleotide messenger RNA. It is a transcript of the gene CUNH14orf93, whose product is annotated as chromosome unknown C14orf93 homolog. NCBI's taxonomy places the organism in Eukaryota, Metazoa, Chordata, Lepidosauria, Squamata, Pythonidae. The record is from RefSeq and is a predicted model, not a curated record.